Trichoplusia ni (cabbage looper) is the source of this 3589-nucleotide messenger RNA. RefSeq names its product protein smoothened-like. The transcript has 10 exons. Gene Ontology annotation, cellular component: plasma membrane; dendrite; mRNA cleavage and polyadenylation specificity factor complex. NCBI's taxonomy places the organism in Eukaryota, Metazoa, Arthropoda, Insecta, Lepidoptera, Noctuidae. Gene Ontology annotation, biological process: commissural neuron axon guidance; central nervous system development; positive regulation of smoothened signaling pathway. The record is from RefSeq and is a predicted model, not a curated record. Gene Ontology annotation, molecular function: patched binding; transmembrane signaling receptor activity. The coding region runs from base 471 to 2741 and encodes 756 amino acids.
CUAGCAUUACGCCCCCUACUUUGUUCUAAUAAUUAUAAUAGACUUUAUUAUUCAUUUCUUACGUUUAAAUCGAGACUUUAAGACGUGUUUCGAAAGUGUUAAGACAAUACAGUGAUGUUGAUGCAAAAAGGUUGUACAUACUUUUUAUUUACGCCUUGUAUUUUAUUUUAAUAAGCUAAAAACAUAAUAAAUUUAUAUUAUGUCUAAAAAGAUUAGAUUUUUGUACAGGUGUUACCUCCUAUACUGCUGAAAACGGUGAGUCAAUCAGUUACAUUGUCUGUUAAUUUAAAUGAUCAAAAGUUUUACAUGUCAUUUGUUAUGGUAUCAGGUAAUUCAAUGAAAAGGAGCAGAAUGUGCUUUCGCAUGUUUGGAGCGGGGUCUGCAGCUGCUCUAGGAUCUUACACGGUACGGAUUUGGAAUCUGGCUGUUAUUCUUCGAGCAUUCAUCUCAACAUCUUCAUCAAUCUUAUAAUGAACCCUUGGCGAUGGUUGAGUUGGCUAGUUACGAUAUUAACAUGUCGAGCAAGUCAGUUCGAAAAUGGUGGCGACAAAAACUCUAUAACAGAUAUGAGCGACAAUGUUACAGAACGCCUUGAGAUUAUUAACGGUACGCCAAACUACAAACUGAUCAAACCAGAUAAAAGCACUCAGUGGUUUCCUGAACGCGAAAUCAAACUCGACAGUUGCGUGAGAAGAGCACGCUGUGAACCCCUCAACAAGACUAGCUGUUUAGGGUCGAAGCUGCCUUAUGACAAGACAAGCGUACACCUCACAUUCUAUGACAACCAAUACCAAAUACAGACGCAACUAGAACUGUAUAGAGAACUGAUCAAUGUGCCAAACUGCUGGGCCGUUAUACAGCCUUUGUUGUGCUCUACAUUCAUGCCCAAGUGCGAGCGAAUACUGGGUCAAGACAUGGUAUAUUUACCUUCGUAUGAAAUGUGCAAAAUUACAAUGGAGCCGUGUUCUAUAUUAUACAACACUUCGUAUUUUCCGUCAUUUUUGAAAUGCAAUACAACAUUGUUUCCGUCGAGAUGCGAGAAUGCUGUACGAGAGAUAAAGUUCAAUACUUCUGGAAAAUGUCUGCCACCGCUGAUACACACCGAUAAGCCUCUGCACUUCUACGAAGGUAUAUCUGGGUGCGGGCUACCAUGCCGGGAUCCUUUGUACACGGAGGACGAGCACCAGCAGAUCCACCGGCUCGUGGCGUGGGGCGCGGGAGUGUGCCUCGCUCUAAACCUAUUGACUGUGGCCACCUUCCUUAUUGACUGGCGCAGCGCCAACAAGUACCCCGCACUUGUCAUCUUCUACAUCAACGUGUGCUUUGCCGUCGCUUCUAUGGGAUGGCUCAUACAAUUUGGCGUGGGAUCCAGAGAUGACAUCGUGUGCUCAAAAGACGGUACGAGGAGACAAGGCGAACCUUCGGCAGAAGAGAAUCUAUCUUGCGUUGUAGUUUUCGUAUUGGUGUAUUACUUCAUGAUGGCAGCGUGCGUCUGGUUCGUCAUUUUUACAUAUGCGUGGCAUAUGAGCUUCAGAGCCUUAGGUAAAAUUCAAGAUCGUAUUGACAAGAAGGCAGCAUACUUCCACCUAGUGGCGUGGUCCCUGCCGCUUAUCCUUACCAUCGCAACGAUGGCGUUCGGUGAGGUAGACGGCAGCAGCGUCACCGGCAUAUGCUUCGUGGGUUACGUCAACCAUCCUAUGAGGGCAGCCCUGUUACUCGCUCCGUUGUCGGUUGUACUAGCUUUGGGCGGAUACUUUCUACUCAGAGGCGUGUUCUCAUUAAUCGCGGUGCGCGUGUCGAGUAAGGACGUGAUAUCGCCGCGCGCUGCCAACAAGAUCCGUCAGACGAUUACGCGCUGCUCGCUCACCGCCGCCCUCGUCGCCGUCUUCAUAUGCGUCACUUUCGCCUGCCAUAUAUACGAGUUUCGGAAUGCUGAGCUAUGGAAGGAGGCCUUCAAGAAGAAUAUCAUCUGUCGCCUCGAAGCGCUGAAGGAGCCCGAGAAGGAGUGUUCAGCGGGCGUGCGGCCGUCGGUGUCGGUGCUACAGCUGCGCCUGCUGUGCUGCUUCGCGGCGGGCGCGCUCAUGGCGUCGUGGACUUGGACCGCCGCCGCCGCCGCCGCCUGGAGGCGCUACGCGGCUAGGAAAUGUGGGUGCUCAGUGGAAGCGGAGGUGUCCCGGCGCGCGCGCAAGCACGAGCUGAUCGCGCGCGCCUACCGCCGCCGCGGGGAGUUCGCCGCGCGGGGGCGACUGUCCAUCUCGCUGGGCGGCUCGCGGCAGGACCCUGUCGGACUCUGCAUCGACCCCACCUCGCCCGCAGACUACCCUGACGACGCCAAGCACGAGAGCGGUGAACUGUCGUCGUCGUGGGCGGCGACUCUCCCGCGCUUCGUCAGGCGUCGCGACGCGCUGGUCCUGCCGACACAUACUCACCACUCGCUGAGCUCGACGCCGGACCGGCGCAACUCGCAGGACUCGCAGAUCAGCAUCAGCCUCCGCCACGUGUCGGUGGAGUCGCGCCGCAACUCUCUGGACAGCCAGCUGUCUGUGAAGAUCGCCGAGAUGAAGACCAAGGUGGGUCGCCGCCGGCCCAAGCACAGCAAGGCCAAGCGCAAGGCGCGCGCCGCCUCCACCCGCAAGGAGAGCACGCCCUCCAUCGAGAGCCAGAUCAGCCGCUACUGGCUGCAGGCCGUCGCCGCCAACAACGAUCCGUCCCGAGAGGAGGUCAAAUUCAGCUUCGACUGAUACGAGUCAUAUCGUGAUAUAUCCAAAUGUACGCCUAGCAUUAUGGAAGCAUUGAUACUUAUAGUUCUUAGGGAUCACUAAAACUUAUAAUACUUUACACUACGUAGUUUCUAAGCAUAAAAGUUCAAAUUAGAAUUGCAAAUGCCCAAAGGUGACUGCUGACUGGAACAAAAGAUGAGAUAAGCUGCUAACUAUUAACCCGUUUUAUUUUAGGGUUUAAUCAAAUAAUAGUCCCAUACAAAGCAUAUUAGUAAGGGAAAAAAUAAUUUGUGAUUUAUCAUUGAAGAUAAGAAAACAAAGACUGAACAGAAUCUCUAGCAGGCAAUGUUUUAUAUUGCUCCUACAUUUUAAAAAGUCCAUGACAAUGCAUUUUUGUGAUAGCCGUGACCUCGACAGUAUAAUUAUGUGCCAUAAAGUGCUUUGCAAUAGGCGAGCGCGUAAGAAUCAAUUUAUAUCAUAACUAUUCUAUGAAACGAUAUUGUUACAAACUUUUAAUAUUUAACUUUUUUACGAAUAUUAAUUGAGCAAUAAUUAUUCGUUGCUAACGUUAAAAGCCGAGUACAAGAUGUGGUUGUGACACCAGUUUUUAUGUGAGGCUAUGAUUUUGAUGAUGUGGACAAUUACAUCGCCACUUUACAUUUACUACGUAUUUUAGUAUUAAAUGUAUCUACAAAAGUUUGCACUUGGCAGCUACAAUAAGACUCACAUUUAUUUUUAAGACAUGUAUUUAAUUUUUAUUAAGUCUGUGCUAGCUUUAAAUUUUGAUAUUUUGUAUAAGUUUACUACCAAUAAUUUACUUGUAAUCUUAAAAUCGCAAUGUUUGUACAAUAAAUACAUAUGUUUUUUAA